AUGGUAGCAAGACUUAGGCAAUAUGAACAGCGUCAUAAGAUACCACACCAGCCUGUGGUGCGGGAGGCGAGCUCUACUUCGCGAGUCGCAUGCGGAGUAGCAACAAAUAACGUCUCGUUAUUUCCCUCCAGUGCAUCCCUCUCAGCCAAAACGUCCCGCUCCCAAUCCGUCAAACCAUCAAUUCACAAGAUUCCCUCCCGUUCAUUGUCGCUAGUUCAAUCGGUAUCUUCAAAAACGUCCACUAGAAAGGAGAUGGCGUCAUUAACGAGAGAGGCGGCAGAGAUGCUGAACCCCACACACAGACUAAAGGGCCUCGCCAGUAUUGAUGUCCCCGAUGAACUUUUCCAUGGCGUGGAGUUUGCACCACCUCCGCAGUGCUUUCGGCCGGCUUGGUCAUUAAUCGGUACAUUUAAAACGGAUGUCCACACUUUGGUGAGCGUCGACACAUACGAGGGGUCUGUCAAAUGGUAUCAGCAGUCACCAAAAGGUGGCUUUCAUCGCAUGUGUGCUUCCACAUCAGUUAUCACCAGUGUUCAGAUGGCUAAUGCCGAAGGAUCGCCACUGGGUGAAUAUUUAGUGGUUAUAAACACAUCUAUUAGACCCUCGAGGAUUACCUUCGGAUUCAAAAAGUCCACGGAUGCGCGGAAGAUGGUAGUUCUGUUGACCCCCCCACCUCACCAUGCUUAG
Trypanosoma brucei brucei TREU927 is the source of this 687-nucleotide messenger RNA. RefSeq lists its product as hypothetical. The record is from RefSeq and is a predicted model, not a curated record. Lineage: Eukaryota; Euglenozoa; Kinetoplastea; Trypanosomatida; Trypanosomatidae. The transcript has a single exon. The coding region runs from base 1 to 687 and encodes 228 amino acids.